CGCUCGGUUUGUGGGAGUCAGAGCCAUGGCGGGCUUGGUUGACUUCCAGGACGAGGAGCAGGUGAAGUCUUUCCUGGAGAACAUGAAAGUGGAGUGCCACUACCAGUGCUACCGCGAGAAGGACCCGGACGGUUGCUAUCGGCUGGUGGACUAUCUGGAGGGAAUUCAGAAGAAUUUUGAUGAAGCCGCCAAGGUGCUGAAGUUCAACUGUGAGGACAAUGGGCACAGUGACAGCUGCUAUAAGCUGGGGGCCUAUUACGUGACUGGAAAAGGUGGCCUGACUCAAGACCUAAAGGCUGCAUCUGCCUGCUUUCUGAUGGCCUGUGAGAAACCAGGAAAGAAGUCUGUGGAAUCAUGUCACAAUGUUGGACUCCUGGCCCAUGAUGGACAGGUCAAUGAGGAUGGCCAGCCUGACCUGGGAAAGGCCAGGGACUACUACACCAGGGCCUGUGAUGGUGGCUUUGCAGCCAGCUGCUUCAACCUCAGUGCCAUGUUUCUACAGGGUGCCCCUGGCCUCCCCAAGGACAUGGGUUUGGCAUGUAAAUAUUCAAUGAAGGCCUGUGACCUGGGCCACAUCUGGGCCUGUGCCAAUGCCAGCCGCAUGUAUAAACUGGGGGAUGGUGUUGAUAAGGACGAGGCCAAGGCUGAAAUGCUGAAAAAUCGGGCCCAGCAGCUGCACAAGGAACAGCAGAAAAACGUCCAGCCUUUAACGUUUGGGUAAUGUGUGGCCCGUCCUCCCAAGCAACAGACAGCUUGACCCUGGCACCUCUCUGAUGAGGCCCUUGGAGAUAAGUCAGUGCCAUCUGCGCCAGAGUGUCGCCUGCUGGGAGUGGCUGGAAGUGUGUUUUAGUAAAUAAUCCUUUGUGUGUAUUCUGUGAAGACACCCACAUUAUGGGGGUUUUAAUUUCUAAACUGGACCUCUGAAAAGUAGAAGCAAACUGUGGAGCCAUAGCCUUUUGGGGUGGGAGACAAAGAGAAGUUGGGAAAUUUAGCAACCACAGGCCUCAGAGAAUCAGCCAUCAUUAUCAUUUUAGUCGGAAGAUCUUGAAAAUUAGAAAGUAUCCUAAUUUGCAUAACAGAGGUCUUGAGGAGCUAAGAACAGCGGCAGUCACGACUGCCGCCCUCUGCCUUACGUAACCACGGUGUGGGCUCCUUGCCUUUCCAGUCAGACCUUAGACAGAUUUAUAGGGAUCGGGAGCUUCUGUGCCACAGGAAAGCUGAAGGUAGUUAGGUUAUGCCUUGCGGUGGCCAAAGAAGACAAGACCUAAGUGUCCUCUCUUCUCGAUAAGAAAUUUACAGUUAAAAAUUAACCUCCUCAGCUACCUCUGCUCCUCAGGGGAAGACAGAGGACUCUUGAAGCAGCUCUGCCUAGGAAUUUGUGAGAGGGAUGGCACAAAGUUGUCCACUGAACAGAGCCUUUUUCUUUUCGGGGGUGGGGGUGGGGAGGGGUGUUCGAGACAGGGUUUCUCUGUGUAGCAGCCCUGGCUGUCCUGGAACUCACUCUGUAGACCAGGCUGGCCUUGAACUCACAGAGAUCCGCCUGCCGCUGCCUCCCGAGUGCUGGGAUUGAAGCUGUGAGCCACCGUCGCCCGGCUGCUGCUGUUUUGAGGAGGCCCUCCCUGUGCUGCCUGUGCUGGCCUUCUGCUCCCAGCCCUGCCUCAGCUAAGCCAGGCAGGACCGAUCCUGUCAAACUGUCCAGAUGAAUGAACUGUUUCACUUGAUUUAUUUAUCUGUCAUGCUCUUGUGCUCCAGACCUUGGCAGGAUGGAAUGUGUUCAUCAUGGUGGCUGUGCCUUUUUCUUUUUUGCCUUUGUGUGUGUGCCUUUUUAAUACUUUUUUCCCUUCUAUUGUCUCUGUUGGUCACCAGGGGGCGAGCGUGUCCUUUUCCUCUGACAGCUGGACCACUGUAGCCAUCACUACCUUGGUCUCCUUUCCGGUCUGGCAGCUAGCUGCUGUAGAAGGCAAGCUUGCCUUGAGCAUUGUGAGCCCAGCCAGCUGCCCUCUCAAGCUGAUACAGGGGAGGACCUGUCCUGAGUGGAGAGAGCGUUUAAAAGCCAUCAAGUUUGUUUUUAGGAUGUCUUGAAAAUUGCAUUUGGUGUGAUUGGCUGCCAUAGGCCAACACACAUAGGAAAAGAUACUAAUCAUGGGGGCUAUGCAUGAAAACCACAUGAACUCUUCUGCUGUCCCGGGCCUGCACAGCGGAAGGAGGCAACUGAGUCCUGCAAGCUGUCCUCUGACCUCCAUGCAGGAGUGCACACACAGUAAAAACAAGUGUGAUAGGAAUUACACAACAGUAGACAGUUGAUGAAAAGAACUGAAAGCUGUGUGCGGUGGCUGGCACACUCGGGAGACAGACGGCCUGGUGUACACAGGAAGUUCCUAACCAGGAGAACCCACCAGAAGUGGCAAGUGCAUGUGUUAGAGGGUCCUCUGCAGCGUGUCAGGAGGGUGCAAACUACACCGAGCACACUGCUGUGACUCUAGAGGCUGAAACACACCAAACGCAGGUGGGAUUGUGGGGAGGCCAGGACUUGCCUCACUCAUGAAAACAAAAGAUGGCUCAGCCACUUGGGAAGACAGUUGAUCAGUAUUUAACAAAACUAAACGUACAGUGUCCUGGUGAUCAGGCCUCUUUAUAUUUCCCCCGGGGAAUUAGAAGUAUACUCAUGCAAAAACCAGCACCGGUGGUUUUCAUAGCAGCCUUACUUAUAAUUGCCCAAACUCAGAAGCAACAAAGAUGUCCUGUAUGUAAAUGAUACAUACAUACAAUGGACUGUCUAGUACUAAAAAGAAACGAGUUAGUCAUAGGAGAUGUAGAGGGUUAUUACUGACGGAAAGGCCAGAUCUGAAAGGGUUACAUUCUUUUUUGUUUGUUUGUUUGCUUUUUGAGACAGGGUUUCUCUGUAUAGCUUUGUGCCUUUCCUGGAAUUCACUCUGUAGCCCAGGCUGGCCUCGAACUCACAGAGAUCCUCCUGCCUGUGCCUCCUGAGUGCUGGGAUCAAAGGUGUGCAUCAUCACUGCCUGGAGUUACAUUUUUGAUUCCAAUUGUGUGAUACUGGUGUCCUCAAAAAAAAAAAAGUGAUAGAGUAAGUUAGAGCCUGGCAGUGUGGCUCAGCAGUGGAAGGCUGAGUUUCUGGGUUUUACAGGUUCCAGAGUACAGGAAAAGUUGAGGUGGCAGGCUGCAGAGAUGGCUUAGUGUAUAAGGGCACCCACUGCUCUUGCAGGGGACCUGAGUUUGGUUCCAUCACUCACUUGAUGGCUCAGAACCUUCUAACUCCAGCUCCAGGAGAUCUCACACCCUCUUCUUCCCUUGGCAGGUAGUGGGCACGUACAUGGUACACACACACACACACACACACACAAAAAAAAAAAAAAAAAAAAAAAAAAAAAAAACAAGAAUCUAAAAAUGUUCACAUGGUGGGAUGGUUAGAGAAGCGUUUUUAAGGUCAUGAGGCCACUCUCUGUGGUUCUCAUGAUGGUGGAUACAGGUCUUCAGCCAUUUGUGCAAAUUGGUAAACCGUGAAAUAAGAGUGAACCCUAAUGUAAGCGAGAACUUUGGGGACGAAGUGCACACGUAGGCUCAUCAUUUAUAAUGCACCUUCUGCUGAAGGUGUCAGGAUGUCUCUCAAGGCUGACUCUUCAUAGAUAGGAAAUUGCUGUAUUGUCUCAGUUUUGCUGUGAACCAAAAGCUGUAAGAAAAUGGAUUCAGAAUAGAACCACACUGAGAUACUGCCUCCCACCCAGUAGGACCACUACUAUUAAAAUAAAUGUCAAGUGUAGGGAAAUGGGAGCCCUUACGCACUGUUGAUGGGAAUGUGAAAGUUUAGAAAUAAACUGCAUUUUUGUUUAUGAAA
Messenger RNA from Peromyscus maniculatus bairdii (prairie deer mouse), 3853 nucleotides. RefSeq names its product cytochrome c oxidase assembly factor 7 (gene Coa7). Gene Ontology annotation, cellular component: mitochondrial intermembrane space. The record is from RefSeq and is a predicted model, not a curated record. Gene Ontology annotation, molecular function: protein binding. NCBI's taxonomy places the organism in Eukaryota, Metazoa, Chordata, Mammalia, Rodentia, Cricetidae.